AUUUCUCCAUGUGAUUAGGUUCAAGUGUUUCUACAUCAAAUGAAUGGAUCUGUUUGUUUAUUCAUAGGAGAAAGGGGUACUAUCUACAGCCUUCAGCUAGCUUACAAACGGACAAUUUUAAUCUUCUUAAGAUACUCUGCAAAAAGCCCAUAUCUAUGCUUCACCAGGUUGAACUUGUUAAGGAACCUGCAGAUACUUUGUGUUCUGUUCAUCAUAUGAAAUUUUGGGGAGGCCUGUUCAUUGUAGAGAUAUUUUGUGAUGAAAUUAUAGGUUCUUGUGGGAAAAGGGAAUAGGAAGGAGGCAGAAGUGUUCAAGUCCUCCAUGAAAGAUUUUAUUUUGCUUCUUCUUUGCUACUUUCUGAUGCCUCAUGCAAUUAUAUCCACCAUAGUUGAUUCCAUAGAUACAGCUCACUUUAUUAGAGAUGGUGAGACCAUAGUUUCGGCUAGCAAAAUCUUUGAGUUUGGAUUCUUUAGCCCCGGUUUUGCCGCCAAGCGAUACUUGGGAAUAUGGUACAAGAAAUCAGUGGAGACCGUUGUUUCGGUGGCCAACAGAGAAGUUCCCCUAAAUGAUUCAUCUGGUGUUGCAAAAGUUACAAAUCGGGGAAUUCUUGUCCUUAUGAAUGGUAAAGGCAAAACUAUUUGGUCUUCCUACUGUUUGAGACUGGUGCAUUGUCCGGUUGCACAGCUACUGGAUUCCGGUAAUCUUGUUGUGAAAGAUGAUUGGGAUAAAAGCUUCAUAUGGCAGAGCUUUGAUCAUCCGUGUGAUACACUGCUACCAGGCAUGAAGAUGGGGAAGGGCCUCGUUAUGGGCCAAUAUCGGUAUCUAUCAUCAUGGAGAAGUUCUGAUGAUCCUGCUCCAGGCAACUUCACAUUCGGAUUUGUUCUGUUCUUGGUUCCGAAAGAAGGUUCCCCGGUGCAAUUCCAUUCGAAUGAAAAUGAGGUAUACUAUGGAUACAUUCAUGGCCUUCGGCAUAGCUCAAUUCUUACAAGAUUAGUGAUUAGUCAUAAUGGAGAUUUAAGGCAUUUCAAAUGGACUGAUAGAAACCGACAUUGGGUGCAUUAUCGUUCAACUCAAGAGGCUACUUGUGACAGUUACGGAUUGUGUGGCGCAAAUGGUGUCUGCAAUCCUAAUAACUCCCCCGCCUGUGCUUGCUUGGACGGAUUCGUGCCGAAAAACAAGAAAGAAUGGGAUAAAAGACCAGGGUCAGGUGGUUGCAUUAGAAAGACUCGACUGAGCUGUUCUGGAGAUGGAUUUAAGGAGUUCCCCGGAGUAAAGUUUCCAACCUCAGCAUCCGACUUUAACACCACAAUGAACCUUGAAGAGUGUGAGUCUCAGUGUUCAAAGAACUGUUCCUGCACAGCUUAUGCUAAUUCAGAUAUACGAUAUGGAGGAAGCGGGUGCCAGCUCUGGUUUGGUGAGCUGAUUGAUAUCAAACAAUCCACUGGAAGGGGACAAAUUAUUUAUAUACGAAUGGCCAUGUCAGAAAUAGAUGAAACUCGGAAGGGAACGAAUAAAACCACCGAGAAGAGAAGGAUGUGGAUCACAGUCAGCUGUGGGUGCUUAACUGUGGUGGCCAUUGCAGGCAUAGCCCUGGUCCUUUUUGUCUGGAGGAAGAAAAACCAGAGAAAGGGCUCAAUGAAAGGCCUUUCAGAAAGUAGGUAUAAAUAUGAGAAUCAGAAUGAAGAUCUUGAUUUGCCAUUGUUUGAUUUUGCAACAAUUGCCCGUGCAACCGAUAACUUCUCUCCGAACAAUAAAAUUGGUGAAGGUGGUUUUGGAUCUGUCUACAAGGGUAUCUUGGAUGAUGGUCUAGAAAUUGCAGUGAAGAGAUUGUCAAAGGGUUCUACACAAGGAGACAAUGAGUUCAGAAAUGAAGUCGAACAAAUCGCAAAAGUUCAGCACCGGAAUUUAGUGAAGCUUUUAGGAUGCUGCAUUCAAACAGAUGAAAAGGCUCUGAUAUAUGAAUUUAUGUCGAACAAAAGUCUCGACUUCUUUAUAUUUGAUCAAGCUCGAAGCAUGUUGCUCGAUUGGCCUAUGAGGUACAAUAUCAUCAACGGGAUUGCUCGUGGACUCCUUUAUCUUCAUCAAGAUUCCCCGCAGCGAGUUAUACAUCGAGAUCUAAAGGCUGCUAACGUAUUGCUAGACAAGGAAAUUAAUGCCAAAAUUUCGGACUUCGGUUUGGCUAGAAGUUUUGGGGAGAAACAAACUGCGGCUGAUACGAUCAGGGUGGUGGGAACAUAUGGUUACAUGUCUCCGGAAUAUGUGAUUGACGGGGUAUACUCAAUCAAAUCCGAUGUCUUUAGCUUCGGUGUUUUGCUACUAGAGAUAAUAAGUGGGAAACGAAACCGGGGAUUCUUUCAUCCGGAUCAUCAUCUUAACCUUGUUGGCCAUGCAUGGAAGUUAUUUACAGAAGGCAAAUCGAUGGAACUGGUAGCGGAACCGAUUAGCAAAACCGGAAAGUCCAACGAAAUUAUACGAUCGAUUCAGGUAGGUCUAUUAUGUGUGCAACAAAGCGCGGAAGACAGACCGAACAUGUCGUAUGUGGUGCUAAUGCUGACUUGUGAUGAUCCAUUGCCUCAGCCAAAACAGCCAGGUUUUUUCCUUGAGAGAGAUCUGGCAGAAUAUAGUUCUUCAUCAAGCAGUCAAAAACAAUUUUUGUCUAAUAACUUCACUAUAACUGUAUUGGAUGCAAGAUAGACGACAGUUAUUGUUGUUCAUAUUCUACAGUGCUCUUACCAUAAGUCC
Messenger RNA from Hibiscus syriacus, 2742 nucleotides. RefSeq names its product G-type lectin S-receptor-like serine/threonine-protein kinase At4g27290. The record is from RefSeq and is a predicted model, not a curated record. NCBI's taxonomy places the organism in Eukaryota, Viridiplantae, Streptophyta, Magnoliopsida, Malvales, Malvaceae. Gene Ontology annotation, biological process: recognition of pollen; protein phosphorylation. Gene Ontology annotation, molecular function: ATP binding; protein serine/threonine kinase activity. Bases 322 to 2694 code for a protein of 790 amino acids. The transcript is spliced from 8 exons.